AACAUUACUGUGUUAUUAAAAUAUAUGAAAAUACUACAGAUAUGGAAAGGGAUGUUGAGUCUGAUACUCUGAUCUCGAACAAAAUUCAAACAUCGAUCAUUGUACUCCUGGUAGUAGUGGAACUGAUAGUAGUCUUGAGCAGAUUAUAAAUAAAUCGGCUUCAAUUUCAUCAAAUUUUAAAAAAAUCCAUACAAUUUCAAAUAGCAAUAAGAUACAGAAGGUGACAGUAAAUGGAAUGAAUAACGUGGAGUUUAAAGAGAAAUGCAAACAACAAUGAAGUAUAAUGGUAUCCAUGCAAGUCUGUCUGUCAAUCUGUCAGACAUUCAGUGCCAAAAGACAACUAUAAUAUAGAAUUAUGCAAUACCAAUUCUUAUGAGUGGAAGAGAUAUAAUAGCCAGAACACCAACCGGUUCAGGGAAAACUACAGCUUUUGUUGUACCAAUAUUUAACUGUAUACUUAAACAUUUAUCUGAAAUAAAUGAUGACGGUCAUCGUUCUGAGUAUUCCGACCCACUUGCCAUAAUCGUUGUACCCACGUUACAACGUGUCAACAAUGUUUACAAUGUUGUAAGUCGUUUAAUUACAAAUACUGCGAUAACAUGUGAACCAUUGUUUAAAAUAAAUUCAGUCGCUGACCAAAAACUUAAAACUCAGUACGGUGUACAUAUUCUGAUUUCCGAUCCAGAAUGUUUAACUGGUAUCGUGAUCCAAGGUUGGAUAACUUUUGCUAAAUUACGAAUAAUUGUAAAUACUCACCAAUGCGGAUUCAUUGUUAAAAGUCGGCUACAAGCCUGAAAUCGAAUUUAUUUUAAACAAUAAAAGUAUGGUAUCGACGAUAAAUACAUAUAAUACUAUGUUUUUUUUGUAGUUUUUAAGUAAUCUUAUAGGUUAAAAGUACUGUUACUACAUUGUCUCCUUAAUCCUUGUAUAUAACGUAUUAUGGUUAACCCGUUAAAAUAAAACAAAUACGU
Rhopalosiphum padi (bird cherry-oat aphid) is the source of this 971-nucleotide messenger RNA. Its product is annotated as ATP-dependent RNA helicase laf-1-like. Lineage: Eukaryota; Metazoa; Arthropoda; Insecta; Hemiptera; Aphididae. Gene Ontology annotation, molecular function: nucleic acid binding; ATP binding. The record is from RefSeq and is a predicted model, not a curated record. The transcript has 4 exons. The coding region runs from base 373 to 795 and encodes 140 amino acids.